UCGACCCCGAAAAAAAAGAAGUCUCAAAUCAGUGCGUUCGAAAGUGGCAUCGCGUUCCCAGGGUCAAUUAUGAUUGUCUGUGUACCCCCGCCCGGGACGAAUCAGUUGAAUACGAGUGAUUAAUAGCGCCGGUGACGUUGUUCGCACGAAAAUUUAUUCGAAAUUAGCUCACCCGCGUAAUUGGAUGUCGUUGGAAUGCCGCUCCACUUUGUGCGCUUUAAAGCUGCCUGUUUUUUUAUUUUUUGCUCUGUUCCCUGAGUGUGUUCCCUGUUUCGAGUGUUGUUAUCGUGAUUCCCGUGGCUAGUAAUUUCCGAUCGAGUACAACAACAACAACAACGAAAAAAGCAAGAUGCGCGUUAAAACGUUAAGACAGAUUAAAAAUCAGCGGGGACAUCGUAAUCAUCAUCAUAGCAGUCACCAUAACCACAACCAUGUGGCAGCCAAUGCAGCGAUUGAUGCGCACUAUUUUUCACCCGAAAGACUGAACGCGUUAGUGAAUUGCAUGAAUCCACCGUACAGAAUGCCGCCACAACCGCUCGGUGCGUACGGUAUGCAGCACGAUCAUCACUCCAGCAUACCGGGGACGGCAUCGACGGAGGCACACGUACUGGCCACACCGCUUCGUACACAUUCCUCCAAGUUUCCGGUAAGGUGUCACAAGCAACACACGCAUUUUUGUUUUGGAACUGAUCACCUUCACGUCUUGCUGUUACAGAUCGAACGGGAAUUGAUACUGUCAUCGAACAAAAAUUCCUCCAAAAUACCGCUUAUGCAGGAUAAUAGGAAUACUAGCAUUCCGGCACUCUUAAAUCGAUCCGCAACGUCUGCAAUAGGACCUGAUCUGCCAGUGAAGCAGACACAAGCAUGGAAUCAACCACAGAUGGACGUAAUACAUACGGCCGUGUCUGGUUCUAUGCCACGUACGAUCGUGCGCUUUCCGGAAGAUGUGACAGCACUUGCCGAUCGGGAUGGUAGCUUCUCCCAGCGGGAGAAAGAUUCUACCACGGUGAAGAAAUCCGUCACCAAGACUUAUCAUACCCUGAAGGAUCUCAUCUCGUCCAAGUUCAAGAAGGAUGCGAACGAACAAAGCGAUGAGCUAAACAACGUAACCUCAAUGCUGCACGGUCAUCAGUCGAACUUGGAGCAGGGUCAAUCAAGCAGUCAGCAGCAACAACAACAACAACAACAUGGUGGCAAUAAUCAGACCGGAUCGUAUAUGUACAGCUCAGCGUCCGAUAAUAACUUGCUGCAGGCACAGUCUAACCUAAACGUGUGGCCGUCCAGCAGCCAAAGCAAUUCCCCACUGUACUAUCACAAGAAGUUCUCCGAUCCGGCCGAAGGUUUUACUGGCUCGAAAGCUCUCUCACAGCCACAGCUAAAUAUCGGUGUCGAACAGUCGAACCGUAACGCGCAGCACGUGGUCAGUAUGUUGCCGGCUCCGGUCGACGGCACGGAUAGUGAUGAUGGUGGAUUUCGGCAGCACAGUGUUAGUCGGCAAACGAAUCAAUCGGUACCGAAUGGGGCUAGCCAAAGUCAGGCGGGAGGAAUGCAGACUAGCCGAUCAAACACACAGCAACCUGCUUACAUCCAAAACUAUCGCCACAAUCACGCACAACAGCAGCAGCAGCAGCAGCAGCAUCUACAGCAGCAACAUCACAUGUCGUACCAGCAGGCCCUUCAUAACGCUAAACAGCGAGCAGCACUGGAGGGUGCUAGUUCCAGCUCCAACAUUCAAACAUCGUCCUACAACACGACGGUGACGGUUGGAGAUCAAAGUACAAGCCAUCUACAUCAUCAUCACCAUCUUCACCAUCAGGGUGAGAUCGGUAUGCAAAAGCACACCAUUUCGGUAGACAUUAACAGUGGAUCGUCGGUUAACAUCUCUACCGGAGAGUCACAUGAUGCGGGUGCAUACGAUAAGAAUGGUAAUCAUUCGUCCAACAUCGAUUCUGGACGUGGCAGUUCAUCUAUGGCUACUGCUAGUGCCGACGCCGUAAUGGAGAAGAGCAAAGUCAAAUCAGACGGUGAAUGGAUCGAUGUAGUUGAUGUGGAGCUGCGCAACAUUCUUGAACCGGGUAUGAAAUCGAUGAAUCUUCGUCCGGAGAGUACGAUGUCCGAGAGUGCCUCAUCAAUGUCUCCACCGUUGCCACCGCUCUCCCCACAUGAGGCAUACAACCAAGGUGCGGGUCCGGGUAGUAGCAAUAUCCAGACGAAGCCCAACAAUAACACUACCAAGUUGCAAAAGCAAGAGUACGGCACGGAUACGUACAACCGGGCAAGUAAAAACCCCCAACCAAUCGGUCCUUCAAAGGGGCAACCAUCGCCCAACACGAUACAGAACUACAUGAACCAUUUGAAGCUCUCCAGCAACAAGAAGCACGAGCAGAAUGCCUUGAAAAAGCAUCUGUUCGGGUUAGAUACGGAUGUUGCCUCCGUCACCAAUACGACGCGAUCGCUCGAUCUCGAAUCACUGCUCGGCGGUCCCUGGGAUGGUGCCCAAUCGGUAUCAGAGUCGGAAACGGAUGGUGGCGGUUUGCAGCAAAUUCGCAACCAGCUCGAAGGGCUCGAGACGAUGUAUAGUGAGGUGCUGAAAAUGUUGGGCAAUCGUAUGGCCACGAACGAGUCAACGCUACGGGCAAACAGACGUCGACGGCAUGGCAGCAUGUCUUCGCUACCGUCCAGCUCGAUCAGUGGCCGACCAAUUCGUGACCGGCGAAGAUUAGACGAGCGUCGCAAGGUGCGUGAUAUCAAAGGCAUCAACAAACGAUUCCAACGGUUGGAAUCACACGUAGUCACGCUAGCACGCAGUGUGGCACACCUUUCGUCGGAGAUGCGUUCGCAGCACCUGGUGUCACAGGAACUGGAAGAGUUGCGUAACGAUUUGGCCCUGUUGCGCUCACAAUCGAUGCACAACCUGCCGCUAAACAGUAGCGGUAAUGGGGCCAAUGCAUCCGCACGUGAACCGAUCAACCUGACCAACCCGAAGCGUGUGAAGAAGUUGACUAAAUUUUUCGGCGAAGAUCCACCGCUGAUGAAACUGUUUCUCAAAAAACUUGGCUAUGAGAAAUAUGCACCCAUUUUCGAGAGUGAACGUGUCGGUAUGAUCGAGCUGCCGUACCUGGGCGAGGAAAGGCUACAAAAGAUGGGCAUACCACUCGGGCCGAGACUGAGGAUUCUCCAGGAGGCGCAAAUAUCGCUGUGUCGCGAUACGACGCUCUGCAUCGUUUAAGCCGCGUGAUCGUACGUAGUGACGUGAGCCAAAGAACUGAAACAAGCAAACAAGUAUUUUUUUUUAGACAUCGUGUGACAGUGUUCUCGGUGGAAGAGAUUAAGCAAAAUCGGGGGUGGUGCUAUUGGAAAUCAAAACCUCGUACUGGACAUUUGGUGGACGUACGCCUAUCACCCCAUCCAGUGACUAGAGAAUUACGAAAUUAAAUCUCAUUAAUCUUUGAAACAAA
Messenger RNA from Anopheles funestus (African malaria mosquito), 3458 nucleotides. RefSeq names its product heat shock protein DDB_G0288861-like. Gene Ontology annotation, molecular function: protein binding. The record is from RefSeq and is a predicted model, not a curated record. Lineage: Eukaryota; Metazoa; Arthropoda; Insecta; Diptera; Culicidae. Bases 350 to 3229 code for a protein of 959 amino acids. The transcript is spliced from 6 exons.